AUGGAAAAAACAACUGAAGGUAUUUAUCUAACCAUCAUUCUCGGUGCUCUGUCAGUUCUUAUAGUUCUCUCGAACGCUGUUAUUGUCACGCUGGUUUGCUUCAACAAAACCCUUCGCACAUACACAAAUUGGUUGAUUCUGUCCCUUGCUGUGUCCGACCUACUGACUGGUAGCCUGCUUUUUCCUAUGACGCUAUUCAAACCAUCAUAUGUCGUCGAAGGAUACUUCGCCGCAAUGAUUUUACUUUCGGGUGUUAUCAACAUUUCGGCAGUUACUUGCGAUCGUUUUAUUGCUAUAGUGAAACCUCUAGAAUAUUCAUAUCUCGUUCCCAAAUUCUUCAAGAGAGGAAUUGCGAUUAUUUGGCUAGUUCCGGCCAUAUAUGCCUCUGUUCCUUUGAUUUGGGGCGCAGAUCAUUCAAAAACAGCUCAUAGAGUCUACUUAGCGUGCUUAGAGCUGCUUGGUGUCGUCGUUCCGUACAUCUUCAUAACUGCAGCCUACAUUCGAAUUUUCAGACAAGUGCGCAGAAGCUUAGCGUUAAGGAAAAACUUGAAAUCUGUCUCGAGACAAAUCAACGAACGCAGACGCAUUUCCGCAGAUGCCAAGGUAGCCAAAAUCUACUGCAUUGUGUCUCUGGCCUUUUUGUUCUCUUGGCUACCAAUCCUUUACAUGACAACAGCUUUUAUUGUAAAACGGAUUCAAGUUGUCCCAGACAUCUUAUCCUCGGUUUCGUUCUUCACCAUAGCGGCGGGUUCACUGGCAAAUCCUCUGCUGUAUGCUUUUCUAAAACCUGAUUUCAAGAUGGCUCUUCGGAAUUUAUAUCAGAAAUGUUCGAGCAGAUGCGUUGAACAACAGUCGAUUUCUGUCAGGUCUUUUAAAGCAGAACAAUCAAAGAACAAGACCAUUCGUUAGCUUACGCUUAAACAGAAGGCAAGUCUCAACUAAAGAAUGACAUGCUGCACGAGACUACCCAAAAAAUACAAUGCAAGCAUUGGAAGAAUCAUUCUCUUCUGAUCGAUCAAGAAGGACGCCAAUUCACCAAACGCUUUAAAGUACCUUUUACGUUUGAAAUAAAUUAAAAGAAAGAACACAUAUUACACUUCGACGUCGGUCGUUGAGUAAAGAUGCUGAACAUUUGUUACGAGCGAGGAACAAAGAAAUCUCAAAUUCAUCAUCUAAUUAAUACGACGACGACGACGACGACGAUGACGAUGAUGAUGAUGAUGAUGAUGAUGAUGAUGAUGAUGAUGAUGAUGAUGAUGAUUGAAAUGAUAUUAAAACAUAAAACUACCCCUUUCCAUCUAUGACACAUCAAGACUAAAGAACGGAGGUUGCAAAAUUUAAUAAUUCAACAUUUAGUUUACUAACCAACCAAAGCAAACAAAGACACGAAAUAACAUUUGAAGUUAAAUUAAAAGGUAAAACGUGCUGUUUCACUUACGAGAUACAAAGCGCUUUGAAUUUUAUUUCGACGUUGUUCUUUUUGACGUUUUCCAAAGGCUAUACGUCACCAGCUGCUUUUUCCUUCCUUAUGAUAUCAGCACUUUUCUUCAAAGUUUUAGAAUCGUUAAGGAGACAGCAUGGCAUAAACUGAAUAAAAGCUUUCCAUGAUACAAGUGAGUUCAGUCAUGAGUCCAUUAUCAUAAAUGGUUCGAUAAUUCUGUUUAUCUGACUGACAUGCACCUGGUUAUCUCCGAACCCUGACGUGCUCUUCCACUCCUACCUAUCUCUUUGAAUUGAAACAAAAGAUACAAAACUGACGUACAAAACCCAGAUCCGAACGCAUUAAAAACGGAUAUCAACCUCAUUUAAUUGAUUCUUCCUUCAGAGUACUUGCCAGACUUGAAAGGUUUUCAUUGACAACAAUUCAUGCUGACUCAAGGGACCCUUGCGCCUGGCAAGCUUCGUAAAGAAAAAAAAACAAAAAUUACCGUUACCUCUCGUCGUUGGAAUCUGCUGCCAGCGAGUACAUGUCGCAUGCAAUAUCGGUUAAAAGGAGAAGAGUUACGGGCUUAGUUCUCAUUCCUGUGUUCCAUACAUGAUUUUUCCAUAGAGUGAAAGAGCGGUCCUUUCCUUUCGGCAAAGACAGCAUUAGCAAAUCUAAAUUAAGGUGUAUGCUAAAAAAAUGUGUAGGGGUGUGUGGUGCGUACGCUAAUCACACAUGUGUGUUGCAGAAGUGCAGUUGAUUAUCUAUGAAUAAAAUGCAGCUUAAUCAUGAGAACAGUCAAAUUAAAUAACCAUAUUUUUCAAGAAAACCUAAUAUUUUUCCAUCAAAAUUUUUUUUUUCUAAUUUUUGCGCUCCAGUCAAAAAAUAUAUUAUGAUUUUUUUUCCACGGAAGGAUUUAAAACUGAGUGCUCUCCUUUACUAAAAAGGAAACAUCUGUCCUAAAAAGGAUAAUAAUUAUAUUACGACGGUAAUGCGACUUUCGUGUUUCUUUGAAAUUUAAUAGACAUCACUGUCACAAUUUGUGCCUUCUAAACUGUCAAAAGAAAUGUCAAUUAUACCAUCGCACAGAGAGUGUCUCUAUUUAAUUUCAAUUUAAAGCGAAGUUGUACUUUAUUUGCUUCACAAGCUUAACCUGUUCGACGUUUAUUUUGUUGUUGCCGUUUAGAAACGAUAAAUUCCCCGGCUCUUGUUGUAUUUCCGCAAAUGUCGGCGUGGUAAUGAGUGGAAACGAAACUGCUGCCGAUAUAUAUCGAUUGUGUAAAGCAUGUGCUCUACGUUUCGGAAGUGAGAGAUGUAGCGAAAAGUACCACCCAACCAUUCCAACCCACCCACCAAGAGAAUAACCGUUGCAUGUGUAGCACGCCAACUGCAUAGGAAGGGAAAUUGCCCGAGGCCAGGCAAAGAGCAGGAGAUCCUUCAUUCAGAAUAAGCAUCGUGGAUGCUUACAGUUUUCUUAUUGUGAACUGUGAGGUAAUGAUAAUAAACAACCAAAUAAUAGACUAAUGAAUGUUCUGUGCCGUACAAAAGCCAUGUUUUCUGAUUUUGCCAAAUAUCCAAAGUAAUAAACGACAGGUGAAAGAAACAAUACAAUUUUCCCAUCACUAUUUCGUCUACACACAUUAAAAUUUUCCAUUCCUACAAGAAAUCUCGAAAGUUAUUCACAUUUCUUAGCUUCCUCAAUCAAUCAUCAUGUAUAACGAGCUAUAAAAUAAAGGUUUAUUUCCUCAAGUUACCGCUGAGAGCCAGAUAGAAGUUUGGUACAGUCGCACAUUUAAAAGGCAUCCAAGACAAAAAUACAGCUGUGCCCAAAUAUUUUUUUGAUGGUUUUCAGAGAUGAAAUGAUGGUUUAUAAAGGAGAAUUAAGAUUAGUGUUGUAGCUUUCUGGUAAGGAGAGAUAUUUGACCUCAUAGUUAUCAAAUAUUUGGAUGAAUCGAAAAGUCUGAGAACACAGCCAUUUAUUUGCCUCUGUUGAUUGACAAGCCGUCGCUUGCGUCGUACAUUCAUUAAGGAUGUCACUAUAUUUAUGCAAACUCUCAGUUACGGAGAGUUAAAUUUCUCAGUUAAAUACCAUCUCAGUGAGAGCUUCACACAUUUUACCUACUUUGAAGCGAUUUCCUUGAUGAAAACCAAGAAAAACUGGGAGUUUGGGGUAGACCCUUUAAACUGGCAAAGUUUCAUUGAAAUCGGUGAAAUGGCAUGUAGCACGACUGCAUGGUGCUCUCGUAAAUACACUAUUGAUGGCUGACACAUUUUUUCGUUUCUAAAACUCUAAUGAUGUCUCUCCCUCUUCUAGAAGGUGCUUUUCUUUUUUUCCAUUUUUUCCAGUUUUCUUGUCUUGUCAAAGCCAUGCUGAAUAUAAAUCUUUUUCUAUCUGGUUAAAAUGUGUCACUUGUCUUUUAUCUGUAACCACCUUUUCCAUUACGUUUAGUUCUUAGUCAAAGGAGAAGAGCGACAGAGCGGAUAAUCGUCUCUAUAAUGUCUACGUACUACUAGUACGCGGAAAACGUUUCAGGAGCUCUAACUCUCACUGGCUGUCUCUUUUUUCACCUGACAAGGCUGUAGAGGUUUCAUGGAUGUCGCUUCCUCUCGUUUACUCUUUCGACAGAUGUUGCGAAUAACAACUUUAAAAUCCGGUUUUAGGAAAGCAUACACGAAGGGAUUAACUAAGGAGGCAACUGCUAUUAUGCAGUAUGAGAUUGUGCGCAAGACUCGGUACAAUAUCGAAACGACCGAAGAAAAUGUCGGCGGUUGUCAUAUAAAUUAUCGGCAUCCACGAAAAUAAGAAUUCCGCUGAGAUGAUGCAGAAGACUUUAGCCACUUUAGCAUCUUGUGAAAUGCGCCUUGGUUCGUUGAUCUAUUUUAUCGCAGAUACAAAUUUUUUCCUCAACGCCAAACUGUGCCGCAAUUGCUUAAAAAUCCGAAUAUAAGCGACGCUUAUGAAGAUGUACGGAAUGACGACGCCAAACACCUCCAAGCACGCAAUGUACCACUUGUGGAAUAUUGAUGCACAAUCUGUUGCCCAGAACAGAGGAAGUAAGCUGAUAAUUGUUAGGAUUAACCACACAGCAACUAAAGUUCUUUUGAAUAUCUUAGGUAUGCGACAAGGAUACUUCAGAGGCAUCAUUGCAGCAACGAAGCGAUCGUAAGUGAGUGCGCAGAUGUUACCAACACCCCAGAGUAAUAUCAAACUACUCAAAUACGCAACGACCACCGAUUCGGGUUUGAAGAGUGUCAGAGGUAUUAAAACUGACGGCUCCUGUUAGGAUGUCAGAAGCAGCAAGCGACAAGGUAAACCAGUUAGUGUUUGUCCGUAAUCUUCUGUUGAAGCAAACCAACGAAUAGACAGACACGUUUGAGACCACAAUGAGAACUGAAGUGCACCAAGGCUUACUACCACGUACAUCUUCUCAGCUAAUUCCGGCAUGUUGUUAUGCGGAUUUGUACAGCUGAACGCUAAUUAGAAUUUAAUAUGGUGAUAUUAGCCUUGUGCUCAAGGUAAUAUCAAAACAUACUACACACCUAAUUGAUAUUUUCAAGCCAAAUUUUUUCAAAGGUCAGAUGGUCAAAUGGGAUGGGACUUAAUUCCAUCAGUCGAAAUUUAAUUCGACACAACGGCGUAGUUAUUUCGGGUUGCUUUGCAAACAGUAAUUUCUGCUUAGGUUUUCACACUUUUACUGUUGUCAUAAUGUUACAUAACAAACAUAAUAAUUGUUAUGGCAGAACUUUGUUACUCUCGCAUGCAUCGAAAAAACCUUGUUGCAAAAAACUUGAACUUUUCACCAUUUCGGUGUGUUGAUGUCAAUUACGAUUGUUAAUUCCAGUAAUUUAACGUUCAAACCUCCAUAAUGUUCUGUUUUCGGUGCGGAUGAAAAAACCAACCGUUCCUAACUUGCAAAAUUUUGUACUGCCUCUUUACUCGUGUCGGGUUGCUUUGCAAACAGUAACUUCUGCUUAGGUUUUCACACUUUCACUGUUGUCAUAAUGUUAAAACGUUGGCAGAACUUUGUUACUCUCGCAUGCAUAGAAAAAACCUUGUUGCAAAAAACUGAGGAAACCAUUUCGGUGUGUUGAUGUUAAUUACGAUUGUUAGUUCCAAUAAUUUAACGUUCAAACCUCCAUAAUGUUCUGUUUUCGGUGCGGAUGAAAAAACCAACCGUUCCCAACUUGCAAAAUUUUGUACUGCCUCUUUAUGUCUUGAAUCGAAAGAAACACAAUUUUCCUUGACUGGUUGAAAGGACACGAUUUUUGUUCGACUUUUAUUUUAAUUUUCAUGUAAUGGAAAAAUGCACGCGUGUUGUGAUUGACAGAUUACCUCAAACUACAGACAAUACUCUAAGCUUCGGGGAACCGUUCAUUUUUUGUUUAGGUUACGUGUCUGACAAAUCAAUUUGGUUUGCACUAUCAUUCUAAAUCAACCUUCCAAAUUUAGUCAAAUAAGAGCAAAAAAAAAAAACGUCGAGCCACAGUCAGCUAUUCUCUUAAGUUCCUGGCGAGGGCCCUUAAAUGAAUUUAAAGACAAACAUGAGUUGAUAGCAGUUGGGUAUUGUUUGAGUGACACCAAUUUUCUGAAUGCAUACCGGGAAAGCUUUGUUCCAACAUCGUAGCGACAGCGCCUACCCAUAGAGUUACUUUUUUCAAGCGCACAAACCACGUUGUCCUCCCUGGGUUUUAAAUACCCUUUCUGGCUGAUGCAUGACUAUUUAAGGUUCCUAUUAAAAAUACUCCGCCGCAUUUGACACCAACAUUUAAGCCAAAGAAAUGCUAUCCUGGCGCUAGGAAAAGGACCGCUUUUUCCACUUUACAAAAAAACGGAACGCUCCGAAGUUACAGACACCAUACAACCAAUAUUGCAUAGACUUGUUCUUUCCGGCAGCAGAUUCUAACGACGAAAGUGAUCAGCGGUUCUCCCUCGGAUCAGCCUAAAUUUUAUUUAACAAAAAAAACUGUCAGGUCUGGUAAUUAAUUCAAAGAAAAUGAUCGAUCCAGUGAUGUUGAAUGUGAAACCCCUGCUUUGUGUUUGUUUGUCUAUCUUUAGAUUCAGUUUUAAGGGAAGGUAUGCAUGGAACACGAUGAGGAUUAUUCUUAACUUAGGGUUUUUAUGAAUACAUAGAACUAUCUUCCUUUCAGGAUGUAUUUGAAGUCUCAAGAAUUGUACGGGAAUUAUCCCGGCGCUGGUGUUCAAACACAUGAGGGGACUGUACCUUUCACUUGAUUUUGUUUCUUUUUCACUCGUGCAGUCGUUUCGCUUCAACAAUCUCUUUCUAUUCUGUCUCCAUCUCUUACAAUGCCAAUUUUUUACUUAGAUUACAAUCAAUUGAUAGCAAUGUCUCGACAUGGUAUCAAUCAAGUCUGUUUAUUCUCUGACAAGAAUUCUUGCUGCUAAAACCGUGGAGAACAAUUUCCGCGCUGGCUAAUGCGUUCUGGAUACAGGUGUUAAGCGCAGCUUUUGAUUAAGGUGACAAGAUUAAAAGGAAUAUUAGCCGUUUCCUAAGCAAUUGACACCGUAAGUGAAAUAAUUUGUGUCACAGAAGCAACGUCACACGACAAAAACUAAUCAGAAGUUGACAAGUCGUGUCAUUUCUGUCAGAUUAUCUACCUUUGACCAAUUGGGCUACGGAGAACUUUUCGUGUAUUUCAACUUAACCUAAAUGUGGCUGUGUAUACCACAUGUUGGUACUAUUGUUAAGCCAGGGAAGUUAGAGGAACCAGCAGAAGAAAAGAGGCCUUCUGUAGGAUAUCCAAGGAUAUCAAGUUCAAAGAAACACAACAGAAUCAAGGAUGGAUCUCUACAUAAAAGUUUCCCUUGGUGUGUUAUCCGUUCUCAUCGUUGCCGCGAACCUCUUCGUUAUUAGUUUCGUUUGCUUAAACAGAGUCCCACGAACAUACACAAACUGGCUGGCUGUUUCACUUGCUGUGUCCGACGUACUUACAGGAGGCAUUUUGUUUCCCAUGCUGAUCAUGCGGCCAACACACGCCGUUGCAGGCUAUUUGUCAAGUAUGAUCUUGCUCUGGGGUGUUACUAACAUAUGCGCACUCACUUACGAUCGAUACGUUGCCAUUAUCAAGCCUCUGCACUACACGUACCGCAUACCUGAGAUAUUCAAAAAGACCAUUAUCACUGUAUGGUUAUUUCCAACCAUAUACAGCUUAUUGCCGUUAUUUUGGAGGAUCUCUACAUAA
Molecule: messenger RNA, 7624 nt
Organism: Pocillopora meandrina
Lineage: Eukaryota; Metazoa; Cnidaria; Anthozoa; Scleractinia; Pocilloporidae
Source: the annotation of a GenBank genome assembly